ACAAUUUCACAUCUGCAAACACAGUCUUCAUCCACUUGACUCCCAGGACCCGCCCACACGUGGCUGAGCCAUUUCUAAUGUGAUUUGUGUCUCUGCUCCCUGCAGGUUCAUGUGCGCACAGCAACCUUAUAUGGACUCAGCUCUCCAGCAAUGGCUUAUUUUUUUUCAGGGAGCAGGAGAGAGAUCUGGGUGCUUUAGCCAGACCCUCAACUAAACCUGACUUUGGCAUUUUCCCUGGAGUUACAAACUAUAGGAGAAGCACUUGGCGCUCCCUCAUUCACUCAACUGCGCCUGAUUCGCACAGCAUCCCAGCGCUCACCCCACAGACUUACUAGUUGGGAGUCUCUGUCUCUCUCUUCUUCUCUUGUUUUUUUUUUCUUCCUCCCAUUGGAAAGAGGAUUGGCACACUGGUGUCUCCACUUAGCUGCAGAAUAUGUCUUUAACCAACACAAAGACGGGCUUCUCUGUAAAGGACAUUCUAGAUCUGCCUGAUACCAAUGACGACGAAGGAUCCAUUGCAGAAGGAGCAGAUGAAGACACAGACGGUUCUGAACCCACUAAAAAGCCAAGAGGUUUGGGGCAAAGCCCCUUGGAAACAGUACAGAGCCUGCCUUUAAAAAGCCCUUUCUAUGACAGCAGUGACAACCCCUAUACCAGAUGGCUGGCCACUACCGAGAGCAUCCAGUACUCCUUGCACGGCUUUGCUUCCAGCAACUCGCAGCAGGAUUCCUCGCCCAAGUCGCCCGAACCGUCGGCUGAUGAGUCCCCAGACAACGACAAGGACCCCUCCACCAACCCAGACUCAGGCAAGAAGAGAAAGCGCCGGGUGCUGUUCUCCAAGGCACAGACUUACGAGCUGGAGAGGCGGUUUAGGCAGCAGCGGUACCUGUCGGCCCCUGAGAGGGAGCACCUGGCCAGCCUCAUCCGACUCACCCCCACCCAAGUCAAGAUCUGGUUCCAGAACCACAGGUACAAGAUGAAGAGGGCCCGGGCAGAAAAAGGUAUGGAAGUGACUCCUCUUCCCUCCCCUAGGCGAGUGGCAGUGCCAGUGCUAGUAAGGGAUGGAAAGCCCUGCCACACUCUGAAAGCUCAGGACUUAGCUGCCACAUUCCCAGCUGGCAUCCCUUUCUCUGCCUAUAGCGCCCAGUCAUUACAGCACAUGCAAUAUAAUGCCCAGUACUCUUCUGCCAGUAACGCCCAGUACCCUACAGCACAUCACUUGGUGCAAGCCCAACACUGGACUUGGUGAACUUUACUUACGGACUGGUCUGCUCCAAAAAAUGAUGGGGGGGAUAAAAAAAAAACUGUUGGGUAAAAAAAGAGGCAUAAUUAUUAUUAUAAUUAUUAUUAUUAUUAUGUUUUUUAUGAAAGGUCAAUUCAUCCUCAAACACCCAGUUUCUGGUAUGUUGUGCUCCAUGUUUACAAAUUUGCUCCAAGACAGCGAAUCUACCUACCUGCGAUUCAAUGGGGGGAACCUACUGCUUAUGUGAUUUUCUUUGUAAAAUAUGUUUGUGUGUUGUAGAAAUGUUGUCGAUCGUAUAAAAACAAAAGCAAGUGAAAACCACUUUAGAGAUUUUUAUUUCUUUCUUUUAAGCACAUAGCCACCGCAAAAAACAAACAAACAAACAAACAAAAAAAACUGUUAUUUAUGGCCAACGUGUAAAAAUAAAAUCUGAAUUUAUUUUUUAUGUUUUAAUUUCAUAGAGAAGUGUUUAUUAUUGGCAUCAGUAACCUCCAGGGCGCUAUUUUAUGCAAACAUUCCCCGAAACAUAAAGUAGAACAUGUCAGUCACCUGCAUAUAGAUCUAUACAGCUGUAUAUGUAUCAUUAAAGAAAAAAGAAUUAAAAGUGCAUCCCAUGGGAGAUUUUGGACUUUUAUAAGAAUUUUAAUAAAACAAUGUGUUUAAAAAA
Molecule: messenger RNA, 1910 nt
Organism: Xenopus tropicalis (tropical clawed frog)
Lineage: Eukaryota; Metazoa; Chordata; Amphibia; Anura; Pipidae
Gene: nkx2-2
Product: NK2 homeobox 2
Exons: 2
Coding region: 434-1249 (271 amino acids)
Biological process (GO): regulation of transcription by RNA polymerase II; regulation of DNA-templated transcription
Cellular component (GO): nucleus
Molecular function (GO): DNA binding; DNA-binding transcription factor activity, RNA polymerase II-specific
Source: RefSeq, a predicted model, not a curated record